Penicillium verhagenii is the source of this 3558-nucleotide messenger RNA. RefSeq names its product putative nuclear pore complex subunit Nup85. Gene Ontology annotation, biological process: protein import into nucleus; positive regulation of DNA-templated transcription; mRNA export from nucleus. Lineage: Eukaryota; Fungi; Ascomycota; Eurotiomycetes; Eurotiales; Aspergillaceae. The coding region runs from base 1 to 3558 and encodes 1185 amino acids. Gene Ontology annotation, molecular function: structural constituent of nuclear pore. The transcript is spliced from 3 exons. The record is from RefSeq and is a predicted model, not a curated record. Gene Ontology annotation, cellular component: nuclear pore outer ring.
AUGUCUUUCAAAAACCCCUUCAACUUCGAGUCGAGCCCUCCCUCGACUCCCAAUAAAUCAAAGGGACAAAGCACCUGGAGCAAUAACUCCACGACACCCGCCGGCCCGCCGCCCUCGAGCGCGAACUCGUUCACACCGCAAGGCCACCCGCAAUCGACCUUGCACAAUACCUCUCAACUCGGUCAAUCAACUAGCGAUCACUCCGGCUCUCUCUUCACCAAGUCCGGAGGUUUCAAUACCAACGACAGCAUUUUCGGUUCCUCGUUCGGGUCGACUGAUUUCGCGUUGCCUCAAAAAACCCAACCGAAAGCCAACGCCUUUACAGCACAGCCUCGCUUUGCGUCUGCGACAAUUGGAAGUCCUUUCGGCCAAUCAAUGAACUUCGGCCAAUCGAAUGGAUUCAAGUCGUCCAAGUUGAGUGAGUUCCACGAAGAAUACGAAGACGAACAAGAGGAACGGGAGCCCGAGGAGGACAUGGAGCAAGAUGCGGAGGGUGAACUAGAUGUCAGCACCCAUGGACCGGGCAGUCGCCUCAGCUUCCUUGAUUCGACCUUCGCAAACCCCUUGGCAACACAGCCAUUCCCCACGCAGCCGUUGCCCACACAGACCUUCACAGCACCGUCUUUCACUACACAAACUUUGCCCUCGCAGCAACUGCCGGCCCCGCAGACCCAGAAUCAGUCGCAGGCACCGCCACUUCUUUUCGGCCAGCAGCGCAAGUCCAUCUAUUCAAACCCCGUCGAAGCCAAGCGCCCGAAGCUGGACGAGAAAUGGGCCAACCAGUCACCUCUACGGAAAACGAAGCUACCCCCCAAGAAGGCCUCCGCCAUGCCCUCUAUCCUGCAUAACCUCGCUUCCCGAACCCGGGUCCCUCCGCCGGUCAACGAGCCCGCUGAUAUGAUCAUCAAUACGGAAGAUACACUGGGUCGCUUGUGGGAUGAGGUUCGAGAUGGCCCUCACGUCCAUGUUGAUCUUGAUUUGAUCCUGUCUUAUACUGCCAACAAGCUGGCGGCAACCUGGGAUAUUUGCGCAGAUCGUAGCGGUAUCACACGACCCUACGGUGCUGGUUCCAAGAUUGGCCCAGGAGAACAGGCCCCCAACCUUGUGAAAGCUAGCUUCCUUGCCUCGUUACUACUCCAAAUCCACCACCCCUCCCGUGCCUCUGCUCCGAUUGCCAGCGCCUCCAACCCAAUGGCCCGUGGUGCACCAAACAGCAUGGUCAAAGCUAUGCAGCGAGCCAGUGUUGCCACUCCACUCCCCCAGAUCUUGCUAGACUGGCUGAAUGGAAAUCAUGCAUCUCGAACAAAUGACCUCCAGGCUUUACGACAUGUGGAGCCAAAUCCAACUGCCUCCUCGAAUUUCUGGGAUAUUAUCAAUGCCGCUGUUCUUCGUGGUCGUUUUGCAGAGGCCGCGGAAACUCUACGCUCGGCUGAUUUCAACCACGCCCGAUCGGCCAUGGAAGAUGGUUUAACCCAAGCAGGCUACCGCGGUGUUCAACUACAAAACAUUCAGCGUUGUGUCAACAGAGCGUUGGAAGUUUUAGACUUCUGCCCCGGCUUCCAAGACGAUGACUGGAAUAUCACAGGGCCAGACUGGACGCAGUACCGAAAGCGGGUUCUUGCAGCCGUUCACGAUCUUGAAGAGUUUGCCGAAGGCAACGACAGAAAUCAAUUCGAGCCACCUGUAAAGGAAAACAAGUUCCAGGCCAUCAAUUUUGGCUUCAAUAAACCUAAUCCAAACCCCGUCAGCUUUGCACAGUCUGCGCGGAUGGCCGAAAGCCAGGUGCCAUGGAGCAUCUACCAGAACCUUCGUUCCCUGUAUCGAAUCAUUCUGGGUGACACAACCACAAUUAAGCUAUACUCGCAAGAUUGGGUGGAGGCGACCAUUGGGCUGACCGCAUGGUGGGACGGCGAGGAUGAUGACGGCGUGCCGAAUCUAGAUUUCCACUCAAGCACAUCCAGUAACGGCUUCCAGCGCCCUCGUGGAAUCAAAAACCAGCUUAGAGCCGUCGACCGGAACACGCGGGAUGCGUACCUUCGGCGUCUAGAUUUGGCUUUCAGCAGCGCUACCAACGAAUCAUCCGCUGAUAUGGGCUUCCGGGUGAACACGAUGAACAGCCUAGAGGUUGGAUUAGCAUCUGUAUUCGAAGGCAACGUGCAGGGUGCUUUGGAACUCGUCCAGACUUGGUCCCUCUGCGUCGCGUCUGCAGUUACAGAGGUUGCGACUCUUGGUGGAUGGUUUGAAUCCAGCGGGUCAGGCAAGAUGCCGGGGCUGAGCGAGCAUGACUUGAUGGUUCUUUCAUAUGGACAAGACAAUCAAUCUCCCGCUGAGGGGCUUACUAAAGAUGGUGUUCUCCGGACCUAUGCAUUUGGACUGAAUGACCGCGGAUCCAUUGAGAACGAGACUGGUGCUCGCCAGGGUUGGGAAAUGGCUUUGGAAGUCCUGAGCCGAGUCGAUGAUGCGGAGAUAACGAAAAAAGCCGUGUCAGAAGUCGUAAACCGUCUGCCGUUGGAAGACCUUGCUCAGCUGGACCGCCUUGUUAUGCUGCUCACCGAUCUUGGUAUGGAGGAGGAGGGACGACGAGUUUCUGAGCGAUUUGGUGACCAGAUUACCUCUGGGUCAGACGAGUCCUUGUCCUCGGACUUCGGCCUGGCUCUUAUUUGCUAUUCUCGUGCCCGCAACCAGCGCAAGGUCAAGUCCGUUGUGGAUUUGUUAAUUUCUUACAGUUUGGUGCAUUCACGUGCUUUCCCGGCUGCCGCCGAUUUAGACGGUCAGCUUUGGUCCUUGAUCAAAGACCCCAAGGUCUGCCUUUCAUCCAUUGCCUCUAUCGACGAUGAGGCUGCCCGGAUUCUGCAGUUCCAUAUCAGUGGGUACGCCACGUUACGCCGGUUCUAUGAAAUUCGAGACGAAGCCCUGGAGCUGCAGGACGGCCAGCGACCUAAAUUCAAACCCCUAGCCCGACGUCGCAUGGCCGCCAAGGCUCUCACGGCAGUCAUCAGCAGUGCAGCGGACAACAUCUAUGGAGGACUCUACGACCCGUCUCGCGACUCGGCUGUGCAGGUGGAUGGAUUGCUAGCCCUUCUUGGGGAGGCCUUGAUGUUUGUGAACCAACCAAGCCCAAUUCUGUCGGUCGCUCAACAAUUCACCAUUCUGUCAGCCAUUGAGGAUCUUGAAACGGUCACCCCUCGUGUGUUUGCUCAGUGUGAGGAAUGCUUCCGAUCUACACUGUUGGAGUAUCACUCCACCGAGCGCAACUCGCAUGACUUUGCACCGCCCUCUCCGCGCGCCUUAUUGAAGAAAUCCGUAUCGGCGCUGUCGGCGUCGACUUUCUCCCUCAUCGGGAAUGAUAUGCUUGAGUCAGCUCGUAACGGUGGCCCAACGUCGGUGAGUAGCUCAGGUGUUCUUGUGUCCCACCCCAGCGACAAGGAUGCGGGCCGAGCCCGUGGAUGGGACUGGCGAGUGGGACUUCCCGAAGCUACAAAGGGUGAAGAUAUUCUUCGGAUGUUGCGAACGGGGUUGGCCAAGGGCUUGAGUUACGGUGCCUUGGGGUCGGUUUGA